AUGGGGCCCUGGGCCGCUGACGCUGCUGCUGCUGCUGCUGCUGCUGCUGCUGCUGCUACUGCAGCGAACGCUGCAGCAGCUGCUGCAGCAACGCGCGUCGCGGCGCAGCAGAAGCCGCCGCGGCAGCACCUGGCUCUCUUCUCAGCAGCAGACACUACAGCAGCAGCAACAGGAGAAGCAGCAGCAGCGGGAGAUGCAGCAGCAGCAACAGAGGCCGCCACAGCAGCAGCAGCAGAGGCCGCCACAGCAGCAACAGCAGCAGCAGAGGCAGCAGCAGCAGCGCCGCAGCAGGAAGCUGAGGCGCAGCACUUGGGAGCGGGCCCGGGCGGCGACUGCCCCCUAGGCAGCAGCAGCGAGGACCCCACAGCAGCAGCAGCAGCAGCAGCAGCAGCAGCAGCAGCAGCAGCAGCAGAUAGGGUGCCGCUGUCGGAUGCUGCAGUUGAAGAAGUCUUGACGCAGCUGCGGCCGCUGCUGCAGAGCCACGGAGGUUCUGUGCUGCUGAUUGAAACAAAUAAAGAAAAGCGGCAGAUAACGCUGGAGCUGCAGAUGGAAUUGAACGAUAAGCUUCCUGAUGCAGCAGGCUCCGUCCGCAUUGAGGCGGUGGAGGCAGCAGCAUGA
Eimeria necatrix is the source of this 618-nucleotide messenger RNA. RefSeq lists its product as hypothetical. Bases 1 to 618 code for a protein of 205 amino acids. The record is from RefSeq and is a predicted model, not a curated record. The transcript has 2 exons. NCBI's taxonomy places the organism in Eukaryota, Apicomplexa, Conoidasida, Eucoccidiorida, Eimeriidae.